Messenger RNA from Polypterus senegalus (gray bichir), 1236 nucleotides. It is a transcript of the gene foxe3, whose product is annotated as forkhead box E3. The transcript has a single exon. The record is from RefSeq and is a predicted model, not a curated record. Gene Ontology annotation, molecular function: DNA-binding transcription factor activity, RNA polymerase II-specific; RNA polymerase II cis-regulatory region sequence-specific DNA binding. Lineage: Eukaryota; Metazoa; Chordata; Cladistia; Polypteriformes; Polypteridae. Gene Ontology annotation, biological process: cell differentiation; regulation of transcription by RNA polymerase II; anatomical structure morphogenesis. Bases 1 to 1236 code for a protein of 411 amino acids.
AUGAAUCUGGCAGGCUUCUCGUACUUUCCGAGCAUGUGUAACGUGACCACGGAACAGCAGCGCUCCCCUGCAGAGGCAUCGAGUCCGGUGAGCGCCUCUCCGAACCUCAGCCUGUUGGAUUCUCCGGUACAAGGCCGAAGUCACGAUGCGAUGAUAAUCAAGUCGGAGCCCAGAGGCUGUAGCCCAGUCACGGACGGCGGGGAGUCCAGUCUAGGACAGGCUGAAGAUCAGACGCCCCAGUCGGGGAGCCGGCGCAGGAAGCGGCCUGUCCAGAGGGGGAAACCUCCUUACAGUUAUAUCGCGCUUAUAGCAAUGGCCAUCGCCAAUUCACCGGAAAGAAAGCUCACCCUUGGUGGCAUCUACAAAUUUAUCAUAGAACAGUUUCCCUUCUAUCGGGAGAACUCUAAAAAGUGGCAGAACUCCAUUCGACAUAACCUCACCCUAAACGAUUGCUUCGUUAAGAUUCCCCGAGAGCCUGGACGUCCCGGUAAGGGAAACUACUGGAGCUUGGACCCAGCGGCUGAGGACAUGUUCGACAACGGUAGCUUUCUACGACGGAGGAAACGCUUCAAGCGCACGGACAUCAGCACCUACCCGGGGUACAUGCAAAACUCGAGUGCCUUCACCCCUACCCCUGUAGGGAGGCCGACUUAUAAUAACACUCUGUACACUGGGAUGAACCCGGGUUACAACCCACAGAUCCACAGUAGUAACCAUUACCCCGCAGUGCUCCACCACUAUCAGAGUUCGGGGGGCACCGCUCAGGGGCAGCAUAGGAUGUUCAGCAUCGAUAACCUCAUCAGCCAGCAGUCUGUCUUGCAGUCGUCGCCCGCAGCAGAGCUCAGCCACCAGAACUUGGGCCUGAACGGCGAUCUCGGAGCCAGCUGUGCUGUUUCGACGGCAGACCAGGCGGCAUGCUUCCAGGGCCAGUCAGUUAGUCCAUCCGGUGUGCUGAACAGAGUGAGCGGCGCCAACCUGGCACCAUACCCUUACCCCUCCUCUCCACCCCAUCUAGCACCUGUGGCGCAGAGCACCUACUCAGCAGGUAGCUCUCAAAUGUACAGCUCCUCCAAUAGACUCUCCCUGCCUCCCAUGAGGUCCACCUCCUGCACGGAGCACGCCGACCCCCUCCUUGGUCUGUCCGGCGCACAGAUGAACGGACUCGGACAAUACAGCAGCAGUAACACCUACGGGAGGCCGGCGAGCUUUGGCACGGGAUUAGACAGGUACCUAUGA